This is a messenger RNA of Kockovaella imperatae, 1413 nucleotides long. RefSeq names its product acyl-CoA N-acyltransferase. Gene Ontology annotation, biological process: N-terminal peptidyl-methionine acetylation. Gene Ontology annotation, molecular function: protein-N-terminal amino-acid acetyltransferase activity. The coding region runs from base 199 to 1320 and encodes 373 amino acids. Gene Ontology annotation, cellular component: NatC complex. The transcript is spliced from 8 exons. The record is from RefSeq and is a predicted model, not a curated record. NCBI's taxonomy places the organism in Eukaryota, Fungi, Basidiomycota, Tremellomycetes, Tremellales, Cuniculitremaceae.
GUCAGCCUACGAAGAGAUCAUAACUUCGCGCAACGAUGGGCUAUGGGGGCAAUCAGCUGCCGCCGUCAACAUGAGCCAAUGGCAUCUCGUCUCGUUUCGCACCUAUUUGCCGACGCGAAUUUUGGGAAAUCCCUUGCCUCAUUUAGUCGGUCGAAUGAACAUCUCGGUAUAGGACUAUGAGCUCUGCAUCCAACACUGAUGGAGCGUUCAUCUAAAGGUCAUCCGAUGCCUUCGUGGCGAGCAGGCGAGUCAAGUUCUGCGAACUAUUCAUCGGCAUGGUCCUCACCCAAUUGGUCAAGAGAUUCUGUUGCAUCCUCUGCGAUGAGGCAAUACGACGUAGCGGCUCAAGCUCCUCCUGUUCUGCCACCAAGGCCUGGCGCGAACGCUUGGUCCAGCGGGCCUCCCCAUGAUCCUUCCGAUACUGCUAACCAGCGUCACGCUUCGAGCUCAACGACCGGCUUGGGUCAUCAUUCCAAUACACUGAGUCGAUUACCUCAAAUCUCAGAAGAUUUAGGCAUUGAGCGGUUGCAUAUCGACCCAGAGGCUGAACGCUCACUGAAUGGCACCUCGAACGCUUUUCCUCCGCUUCCAUCUCGUACUGCGCCGCCUUCAUCCAAUGUCAAAGGGAAGAACCGAGCUUCUUUUGUCGACUCAAGAGGUCAGACACUGUACUGGCGAGCCUUUAGUUCCGAGCGAGAGGACAUGGAGGAUAUCAUGAGGUUGACUGAGCAGGAGCUUAGCGAGCCGUACAAUAUCUACACCUUUCGGUACUUCUUGGAGGAAUGGCCGCAUUUGACAAUCAUGGUGUACCCUACCGGCGACGCCACACGAGCUAUCGCCACCAUCAUCGCCAAGCAGGAAGACCAUGCAGGCAAACUUCGAACCACAAAUAGAGGGUAUAUUGCCAUGCUCAGUGUAGAUCGGGCCUGGCGAAGGCGAGGCAUAGCCUCAUCCAUUGUAGGGCUCGUCGUCGACGAAAUGAUAGGGCGAGGCGCAGAUGAGAUCGUUCUCGAAACUGAAUUCGACAACGUGUCUUCUUUGGCACUGUACGAAUCUCUUGGGUUCAUGAGAGAAAAGCGGUUGUUCAGAUUCUACACAAACUGCAAGGAUGCGUUUCGCUUGAUCCUCCCCAUCAAUUCGGCCUACUCCCUCGAAGAAAGUCCUAGUGAAGCCGAGCUGGCGAGAUGUAUGAUAGGCACUGGCCCGGAUGAUCUCAUCAAUCCGAGAAUAGACGACGAAGAGGAAGAGGCACUGUGCAGAGGUAGAAGUGAUACGCCACUACCACAGGAGACGCCCCAAUAUUAUGGUCUAUACACCUGAAACGGUCGCAAAGGCCACGCAACAAUAGGAGAUCGGCAGCGACAGGAAUAACGAAGGGUCCAAUGUCCUCAAUGUGUCUUCAUAGAUAGAGCC